Lolium perenne is the source of this 608-nucleotide messenger RNA. RefSeq lists its product as uncharacterized. The record is from RefSeq and is a predicted model, not a curated record. NCBI's taxonomy places the organism in Eukaryota, Viridiplantae, Streptophyta, Magnoliopsida, Poales, Poaceae.
CCCUCAUGGCUGUGGGUGAAGACGGCGGCCGGUGCUCGUCCCGUCUCGGCGUACGGAGACUGCGUCCGCGCCAGGCAUCAUCUCGGCGCCGUGCUGCGGGACCUGGAGUCGGAGGAGCUGCUGGACACCCGCGACGCCGCGGGGCGCUACGUCCUGCUGGAUUCCGCGGCGGCCAAUGUCGGGCAAGCGUCGUCCUUCCUCUCCGCUGCCAUGGGCGACAUGACGGCGGCCGAGCUCAUCGUGCUCCGGGGCUGCGGGGCCGUCCCGAUGGAUCCCGUGGCCAGCGUCUCCCUCAUCCGCGACGCCGACCACGGCAUGUGGCUUGCUCUGACCAGGCUCCAGGACGCCAGGGAGUAGGGCCGGCAAGCGCUCGUCCCCACGGAGGCUGCCUUCGGCCACCUGUGGGCCGCGCGGUUCAUCGGUGCCCGCCCUCCCCCGGCUGCUGGCCCGGACGCCGUCAUGGAAGACCAGGUCCGAGCCGCCAUGGACCAAAUCCGGACCGUGCUGGACUGAAUGGCCACCAUCGCCUUCGAGCCUGCCGCCCGCAAUCGCAUCCAGUAGAGGUGACUCAUUCUCUUGGUUAGAUCUGCCUGCACAAACUCUGUUCU